Rotaria socialis is the source of this 921-nucleotide messenger RNA. The record is from the annotation of a GenBank genome assembly. NCBI's taxonomy places the organism in Eukaryota, Metazoa, Rotifera, Eurotatoria, Philodinida, Philodinidae.
AUGGUUCGAACGAAUAUUAGUAUUCCAUGCAUAUGGGGCGGCAAUGUAGAAGGAAUUAUGAUCAAGAACGAUAGAGCAGCUGCCAAUGAUUUUGAUGAUGAUACAAAGAAAAUAAUUUGUAUUCACGGAUGGCUGGAUAAUGUGAAUUCGUUUUUACCACUUGCAGAGAAAUUAGUAAACGACCGGCCGAAUUACGAAAUCUUUGCCUAUGAUCGUGCUGGUCAUGGAUUUUCUAGCCAUCUCCCAAAAGGCUGCGAGUAUUCUAUGGCGGGUGUUAUUGAAGAUCUUCGUACUGUUAUUCUACAUCUUGGUUGGGAUAAAACGAAGUUCUCUAUGCUUGGUCAUAGCUACGGAGCAGUGUUUGGAAUGGUUUAUGCAGCAUGCUAUCCAGAAGAAGUUGAAUGCAUUGUUGCUAUGGAUAAUGUGCCUUCGUCAGAAACACCACCAGAGGAUAUUUUCAAAUGUUAUCGUUCUCGAAUUGAUGCUAGUUUACAAUAUCAUACUAAGCCAGUUAGAACUUUACAUCAUGAUUUAUCAUAUGAGGCAUUACAGCAAUUAACAAAAUUUAGAAGACCAGGCCUCACUGACGAAGGUGCAAAGUUGAUAGUGGAACGAACAGUCCGUCUAGAUAAAGAUAAUAAACUGAGCGCUACUAUGGAUGAAGCAAUCAAAGUAUUGCCCAUUUAUCCAUUUACCGAUGAACUUUCUCGCAGUGUCACUCAAGCUAUGAAAGCAUCUAUAUUUGUUAUCUUUGCCUCGAAUUCGGAUAGGUCAAAAUAUAAAAAGACAUUAGAUUACCUGAAAGAAUGUAAUCCUAAUUAUGAAUUAGCAAUUAUUAAUGGGCCACAUGACUUUCAUCUAACGAAUGCCAAGGAAGUUGUUGAUUUAGUGAAACGAUACUUCGACAAAUAUCUAAGAUAA